Messenger RNA from Phycodurus eques (leafy seadragon), 2063 nucleotides. RefSeq names its product SWI/SNF related, matrix associated, actin dependent regulator of chromatin, subfamily b, member 1a (gene smarcb1a). The transcript is spliced from 9 exons. The record is from RefSeq and is a predicted model, not a curated record. Gene Ontology annotation, molecular function: transcription coregulator activity. Bases 211 to 1332 code for a protein of 373 amino acids. Gene Ontology annotation, biological process: chromatin remodeling; regulation of transcription by RNA polymerase II. NCBI's taxonomy places the organism in Eukaryota, Metazoa, Chordata, Actinopteri, Syngnathiformes, Syngnathidae. Gene Ontology annotation, cellular component: nucleus; nuclear chromosome.
AUAAUUCUACGCAUUAUUACAGUGUAAAUGUAUCACUUACCAUUUAUUCGGAGUCUUAGCUAAGCUUUUAUCCUGUGUUUAUUAUAAGCUUUCUGUAACUCUAACCGUCAUUUGUUGUUAUGUUGUGUCGUCAUCAUCUCGCAACUGGACAGUGUCCCUGUUGUACGCAAGCGCACUAAACCGGCUUUUGUUAUUGCAUCCCAUUCCAGUAUGGCGCUAAGCAAGACGUUUGGGCAGAAACCUGUCAAAUUCCAACUGGAAGAGGAUGGAGAUUUUUAUAUGAUCGGCUCGGAGGUGGGCAACUACCUGCGCAUGUUCCGGGGUUCCCUGUACAAACGAUAUCCGUCCUUAUGGAGGAAGUUGGCGUCGGUGGAGGAGCGCAAGAAGAUCGUGGAGUCGUCGCACGAUCACGGCUACACUCAGCUGGCCACGAGCGUCACGCUGCUCAAAGCCUGCGAGGUGGACGAGAUCCUGGACGGCAACGACGACAAGUACAAAGCCGUGUCCAUCAGCACAGAGCCUCCGGCGUACCUCAGGGAACAGAAGGCCAAGCGGAACAGCCAGUGGGUCCCCACGCUGCCCAACAGCUCUCACCACCUUGACGCCGUACCCUGCUCCACCACCAUCAACCGCAGCCGCCUGGGCCGAGACAAGAAAAGGACCUUCCCGCUCUGCUUUGACGACCACGACCCGGCGGUGAUCCACGAGAACGCCACCCAGUCGGAGGUGCUGGUCCCCAUCCGUCUGGACAUGGAGAUCGAGGGCCAGAAGCUGAGAGACGCGUUCACCUGGAACAUGAACGAGAAGCUGAUGACUCCCGAGAUGUUUUCGGAGAUUCUGUGCGACGACCUGGACCUGAACCCUUUGGCCUUCGUGCCCGCCAUCGCUUCCGCUAUCCGCCAGCAGAUGGAGUCGUACCCCACCGACAGCAUCUUGGACGAGCAGACGGACCAGAGGGUCAUCAUCAAGCUCAACAUCCACGUGGGCAACAUCUCCCUGGUGGACCAGUUCGAGUGGGACAUGUCGGAGAGGGAAAACUCUCCGGAGAAGUUUGCGCUCAAGUUGUGCUCGGAGCUGGGCCUGGGAGGCGAGUUCGUCACCACCAUCGCGUACAGCAUCAGGGGGCAGCUCAGCUGGCACCAGAGGACGUACGCCUUCAGUGAGAACCCACUCCCCACGGUGGAAAUCGCCAUCAGAAAUACGGGCGAUGCCGACCAGUGGUGCCCCCUGCUGGAGACGCUUACAGACGCCGAGAUGGAGAAGAAGAUCAGAGACCAGGACAGAAACACCAGGCGAAUGAGGCGACUCGCCAACACGGCGCCGGCCUGGUAGAACAACAAAUGCUGCUGCUUCAUAAUUGUCACAUCAUGAGCGCUCCCCUACUGGAAGCACACGUGUGUUACAUGGGUCGCUAACCCUUUUACCCUUUUCUGGUCACACAGCACACGCACACGCACACACACACACACACACACACACGCAGUUCAAGAAGUCAGAUAAUAUAUUUAUGUUGUAUUUGUCAUCUUUUUGUACAUUUGAAUGAUUCUUACAAAAUAAAAAAUUAAAAACAUUAACAAAGUUUCAUGAACAUCCUUAAAAACUCCAAGUUGGGUUUCGAGACAGGAUUAAGAGUUUAGGGUUUCCAACCUGAGUAAGGGUUUUAAACAAGGGUCAGUGUUUGAAAUGUUGAUUUAAAAAUAGUUAUUAGGGCUUCACGGUUAGAAUAUUAAACAUGGCUUCGGGUUUCUACUUUCAAGCCUGGUUGAGGUCUUUGAAGGUUAGGACUUAAAAUGACGGUCUCAUUCAUAAUCAUAAUGUUGGGACAGUGAGUCCGUGCCGCCUAUAGAAAUACAGUCACACAAAUAUAUAGACAUACACACUCGCGCACAUCACACAUACAUAUGUAUGUGCCGAAAAAUUUGAAUAUUGAGGGAAAGUCCAUUUAUUUCAAUAUUUUGUGUCAAAAAGUGAAACGUAGUGUUAGAUUACUUCACCACACACAAAGUGAAAUAUUUCAAGCCUUUAUUUGUUUAUAUUUUGAUGCUUAUGGCAGAAAGAAAAAA